Humulus lupulus (European hop) is the source of this 3603-nucleotide messenger RNA. Its product is annotated as golgin candidate 5. NCBI's taxonomy places the organism in Eukaryota, Viridiplantae, Streptophyta, Magnoliopsida, Rosales, Cannabaceae. Bases 257 to 3271 code for a protein of 1004 amino acids. The transcript is spliced from 20 exons. The record is from RefSeq and is a predicted model, not a curated record.
UUGUUUAUUUCUAGCAGAGAAAAAAAAAAAAAGUAAAGAAUUUCUAGCUUUACAGUAGUAUCAGAUCGAUCCUCCGUCUAUUUCAUCAAAGAAGCCCACGCGGUGUCCCUUCCCCGCUUUUCAUAUAUUUUCUCCCUAAUUAGGAUACGGAAGAACAAGAAAAUCCAGUAGAAGCUCAAUGGAGCAGAAAACUCAUUGAUUUGAUUCACAUUCACGGCAACUCAACUCAAUCGGACCACCCCACACCAGCCAGAAGAUGGCCUGGUUUAGUGGGAAGGUUUCUUUGGGUAACUUCGCGGAUAUCGCUGGCGCGGUGAAUAAGAUCCAGGAGAGCGUUAAGAAUAUCGAGAAGAAUUUUGAUAGCGCUCUUGGGUUCGAUGACAAAGAUAAAGAGAAGGCUGAUUCCAGCAAUGAAGGAGCAUCUGGGUUAUGGAAUUCAUCCACUGUUAUGGCCUUUAUGGGGCAAAAAAGUGAGGAAGGUAGUUCUGAAUCACCAAAAAAAUCAGAAUCACCAGAAAAAUCAGAAUCUCUUGAAUCACCUGAAGUUGAUAAACCAUUAGGAGAGCUUGAAUAUCCAGAACAUCCAUCUACUUCAGAGGAACAUGAAGGGGAACAAGUGGACAUUUCAUCAUAUUCAGCAAGCAAACGGACUGCUGCUGCCGAAGAAGACAGCGAAAAUAUAACAGCUGAAAAACAUGAUGACCAUUCAGAAAUGCAAGAUGGAACAAAUGCUGUUCUGUCAAGUCCUGAAAAUCCUGAAACUAUAUCACCAAUAGUGUCUUCUGAGCCAUCUGGAGAACCUGCUGUUGAGAAUCUGGAGCUGUCAGAAUCUGUUGAAAGUCCGGAAGAGAAAGAGAUUUCAGGAGAUGGAAACUCGGGUAGUUUAGAUUCAGUGCAAGAGAAUUUGGGAGUCACUGAAGUUGAAGUUGAUCAAGGUGAGGGCACUGCUUUCUUGCCAGAUGAAUCACAUAAUUUAACCACUGAGAAUGGGAACAUGCAUGAACAGAAAGCAGAAGUGGAGAAUCAGAGCACUGAUGAAAGUAAUGUGCUAGUAGGGAGCUCUGAUGAACAUAAGACACAAGGUGAGGAAAGCGUAGAGAUUAUAUCUCGAGUCCAAACUGGGGAGUUGGCAUAUACAAGUACAAGAGUUACAACAGAGCCCUCUGCUUUUGAAUCUUUUGCGGCUGAGGAGAGUGAUAGUGCUGAAAAUACCUCUAACGAUGACAUUCCAAGUACACUGCCUCCUUCAAAUGACGCUUCUGAGGCAGCUUCGGAGCUGAUUUCAAAUGAGAAUAACACAUUUGUUAAACCAGCUUGUGCAGAUCAGCUUGUUGAUGAUAAACAGAAGGACACCAGAGAACAACAUUUAAUGUCAGGAACAAACACUUCUGAUCCUACAGAUUUUGCUUUUGAACUGGAGAGGGUGAAAAAGGAGAUGAAAAUGAUGGAAACUGCACUGCAAGGUGCGGCAAGACAAGCUCAGUCAAAGGCUGAUGAGAUUGCCAAGUUAAUGAACGAAAAUGAACAAUUAAAAGUUGUGAUUGAGGAGUUGAAGAGAAAACCAAGUGAUGCAGAAGUUGAGACUUUGAGAGAAGAAUACCAUCAGAGGGUUGCAGCUCUUGAAAGGAAGGUAUAUGCUCUUACUAAGGAAAGGGAUACUCUUCGGAGGGAACAAAAUAAAAAAAGUGAUGCAGCUGCUCUUCUCAAGGAAAAGGACGAAAUUAUUACCCAGGUUAUGGCUGAAGGUGAAGAGCUUUCCAAAAAGCAGGCUGCUCAAGAGGGUCAAAUUAGAAAAUUAAGGGCUCAGAUUAGGGAGCUUGAAGAAGAGAAGAAGGUAUUUAUGACUAAGCUUCAGGUAGAAGAGACUAAAGUCGAGAGCAUCAAGAGAGACAAGUCAGCAACGGAGAAAUUGUUGCAGGAAACAAUAGAAAGACACCAGUCAGAACUUACUUUGCAAAAAGAAUAUUAUACUAAUGCUUUAAAUGCUGCCAAGGAAGCUGAAGCCUUGGCAGAGGCACGUGCCAACAAUGAGGCCAGAUCUGAGCUAGAGAGUCGCUUGAGAGAGGCUGAGGAGCGUGAGUCUAUGCUAGUUCAGGCACUAGAAGAAUUGAGGCAAACUCUAAGCAGAAACGAGCAGCAGGCUGCAUUUAGAGAAGACAUGCUUCAUCGGGACAUUGAAGAUCUUCAGAAGCGUUAUCAAGCAAGUGAGCGGCGAUGUGAGGAGUUGAUUACACAAGUUCCUGAUUCUACUAGGCCCCUUCUAAGGCAGAUUGAAGCUAUGCAGGAUACAAAUGCAAGAAGGGCAGAAGCUUGGGCUGCUGUAGAGAGAACCCUUAACUCCCGGCUCCAGGAAGCAGAGGGCAAAGCUGCAGCUGCUGAGGAAAGAGAACGAUCUGUGAACGAACGUCUAUCUCAAACCUUAUCUCGAAUCAAUGUUCUUGAGGCACAGAUUUCUUGCCUUAGAGCUGAACAAACGCAGUUAAGUAAAUCCCUUGAAAAAGAGAGACAAAGGGCAGCUGAAAAUAGGCAGGAGUACCUUGUAGCAAAGGAGGAAGCUGACACUCAGGAAGGCCGUGUUGCCCAACUUGAAGAACAAGUUAGGGAACUCAAACGUAAACAUAAGCAAGAGUUACAAGAGGCUCUGAUGCACAGGGAACUGUUACAACAGGAAAUAGAAAAGGAGAAAGCUGCACGGUUGGAUUUAGAAAGGACAUCUCGGGUUCAUUCUGCUGCUGCAUCUGAUCAGACUCCUGCUAGGCAGAAUUCUGCUUUUGAGAAUGGAAACUUAAUCCGAAAACUUUCAACUGCUAGCAGUCUUGGCAGCAUGGAGGAAAGCUACUAUCUGCAAGCAUCUCUGGACUCUUCUGACAAUUUAUCUGAUAGGAGGAGCGUUGGGGAGCCAACCAUGAAUCCCUAUUAUAUGAAGAGCAUGACACCUGGUGCUUUUGAAUCUGCUCUUCGUCAAAAGGAGGGUGAACUUGCAUCAUACAUGUCCCGCUUGACAACAAUGGAAUCAAUACGUGAUUCUCUUGCUGAGGAGUUGGUCCAAAUGACUGAGCAGUGUGAAAAACUACGAGCAGAGGCUGCCACAGUACCUGGUAUAAGGGCAGAGCUAGAAUCUCUGAGGAGGAGGCACUCUGCUGCACUGGAGCUAAUGGGUGAACGUGACGAGGAGUUGGAGGAACUCCGUGCUGAUAUUAUAGACUUGAAGGAGAUGUACAGAGAGCAAGUAAACCUGCUUGUGAACAAGAUCCAGACCAUGAGUUCAUAGUAAAAAAAAAGGAAAAAUCUUGAGGUUUGAAGUCCUCCACCAACUCUUAAAUUCAUGGUACAGUUAUCAAAUACUCGGGUGAAUGCAAUCGGCUGCUCUGCUCGAAUUUUUUUCAUCCAUACCCCUCAUUUGAUGUUUGUGAUUUUUGGUUAAAGUGUUUAGGCAGCCAUAGUGAAAUAUUUUUUUUUUAAUGAACUUUGAUAUAUAUGUAACUAUUUACUUGCUGUAUAUCAUGAAUCUUUUUGUCACACACAGAUGAUUAAGCUUAAAAAAAGCUUUCAAGUUUUCUUGUUGAUUUAUUGUAAUAAGAGCAUUUAAUUUUUUUCCCAGAA